Molecule: messenger RNA, 2338 nt
Organism: Aquila chrysaetos chrysaetos
Lineage: Eukaryota; Metazoa; Chordata; Aves; Accipitriformes; Accipitridae
Product: carbohydrate sulfotransferase 8-like
Exons: 2
Coding region: 68-979 (303 amino acids)
Biological process (GO): carbohydrate biosynthetic process
Cellular component (GO): membrane
Molecular function (GO): sulfotransferase activity
Source: RefSeq, a predicted model, not a curated record
CUUCCUCCAGGUCCCCACCUGCUCGCCAGCGCGGCGUUCGGCUCCCAGCCCCGCAGCGGCACCCGAAAUGCGUUUCCUUCCCCGCCUCGUCAUCUCAGCUGCCUUGGGCAUUGCCACCUUCCUGAGCUGGAGGCUGCUGCUCCGGAGCCCAGCCGCCGGCCACGAAGGUGACCUGGCCCCCGAGGCGGAGGAGGACCUCACUUUGACGCUGGACACCUUCCUUCACAUUCAGCAGCUCAGGAAGGAGAGACUGAGAGCUUUCUGCAGCCGAUCAGGCAAAGUCACCUCUCCGCCCAGCAGCUGGGAGGAGAGAGCCCGCCUGCUCUUGAGUUUGAGGGUAAGCACCAAGCUGGACCUCCUUUACUGCCAAGUGCCAUCGACAGGGAUGGAGGAAUGGCAGCAGCUUUUGGAGAAGCUAGAGGAGAAUGAAAAUGUGACGCUCCCGGUGCCGCUUCCCUACCCUCGGCAGCACGCUCCAGAGACACAGCUGAGUAAGUUCAACCUGACGGAGAUAGAGGCCAUGUUAGGGUCUUACACCAAAGUGCUGUUUGUCAGGGACCCUUUCCAGAGGCUGAUCUCCACAUUCAUGCAAGGCAUGGGCAGCAGCCCUUCCUUCAGCAGCUUUGUUCAGGACGUUUUAGACAGCGGGCAGCCCAACGCCCCCAUGGCUUGGAAUCCGCUCGUCAGCCUCUGCCAGCCCUGUCUCGUCCAGUAUGACUAUGUGGUGAUGUUUGGCUUCCUCAGGCAGGAGCUGGGUCAUCUGCUGCGGCGAGCCGGGCUGCCGGUGGACAGCCACCUCCCCAAGUUCACGGACACCCAAGUGCGGUGGACCUACAGCUGGUUAUCAGAACAGAUGUUCAGCGAGCUGUCCCUCCAACAGAAGAAGCAACUGUCUCAUUUCUACCGCUGGGACCUUGCCGCUUUCUCAUUUUCUGGCAGUUUGCUAUCAGACCUCCUCAGCACCCCAGAGACCUGGUAGAAAUAUCCUGGCUAAAGGGACUGUUUUGGAGAGCGUUAAUCCAAAUACAAGUACUUCGAGAUGCCAGCUCGGUCAUAGGCAGAUCCUUGCUCCACAGCUGCAUGCAGUGCACUUGUCCAUGUCACAGCUCCAAAAGACACGUCAGAGAGCCGAGACGGACCACUGCCAGGGACAUGGUAUCAAGGCUCUUCACGUAGUUGAAUUGCGUUUAAAUACGGCAAGAGCAGGCACUAUCAGUAGACCCGUGGCUUUGGGGCUUGGAAAACGGCAUGAACUGAACUGUGAUGGGGUAAGCAGCUCUCAGCAAACCUAGCGUUUUGGGGUAGGGUGGGCUGGACCUGCUACAAACCACAGCAGCAUCGGCACACGCUCUGCCUGCACUGCCAUUUCAUAUUCUGGGCUCCCUUUUGGGCCAAGAGGUUUGGCAACAACUUCUUCAUGACAAAUGUCCCCGCGCAGAACAAGCAGCACUCCCAAAGGAACAUGUCACCUGGAGUCUGUCUACUCUGCACAAGUAGGUGGGAUAUGGCACAGGGUGGCACACCCUUCUGGGGAACCACUGGUGAUAUUCCCAAUCCUUUCAUGCUCAGGGAAGGCCAGGAGGGGCCAGGCCCAUCAUUUGGUCUUACCUGUUCUGUGAGAACCAUUCCUGUUUUAUGACCUCACAUCUGCUGCGUGUUUAGGCUCACGAGGGCCCCGGGGACACGACAGGAUGCUUGCUGCGUUUGCAAGUUUUGAGUGAGGUUUCCCCCUCUACAGGGCUGACUCAAACGGGCCAAGCCUAGCUUUCAGCUCUACUCACUAGCAAUGAGACAGGGAUAUGGCAGUCUGGACCAGGUACCAGUCACGCCACGCAGACAGCCAGACUUCCACCUUGUCUCAGAAAGCUGGUGGGCCCCGUGGAGGUGGCUAGAAGCAUCAGGAUGCAUCACUGUGCUGCUGUGGAAAACACAAUGCUGCUACUGUAAGCUCCUCUUGGCAGAGAAGUGCAAGGACCAGCUCUGCUUUCUGUCGGACUUGGCUGCCAGCGUGGCUGGGUGGAGGCCCAGGCUCUCCAGCUGGCUCACCUGCUGCAUCCAGCUGGGUGGCCUUGGAGCAAUCACCUGCCCUCUCCCAGCCUUGGCCACUGGGCUGAUCUGCCUCGCAGCCUCUGGGAAGGGUCCAUCCUUGCCAAACACUAAGGAUGAGCUGAAGCUGUCCAGCUUUGAAAUCGUGAACAGACUUUUACCAUGCCAUACUAGUUUCCAGAAUAUUUUUUAGCUUUAUUUUGCAAUGUUGUGACAUUCACAGAGAAUUCCGCAUACAUUCAUGUGACAAAGACACCGAUUUGACAAUGCUCAUUAAAAAACAACAGUGAAA